GUAUGCUGGUAUAGGAGCUGGUUUAGCAGUUAUUGUCAUCAUUAUACUGAUACUCAUUACUGUUGGUUGCCUGAUUUGGCGUAAACCUUGGAAAGGAGAGAAAGAUUCAUCAGAGCCUAUUGCAUUAGUAACUAUGAGUAGAUACUCAAAUCCUGAGAAUAGUCAGGCUAGCCCUAUAUAUGAAGAGGCUAUGGCCAGUGAAGACAUUACAAGAGAUGCAGCACCAACCUCAAUGAGACAUCCUCCUUCUCAGCUUGAGAUGCCUACAUAUAUGUAUCAGGAUCCUUGUAUUAUACAAAGGACACAAGCACCUAAUUUGGGUUAUUUAUAUGCUGAAGUGGAUAAGAAGAAAGAGCCACAAAAACAAGUAGUAUAUGCUCAAGUUGAUAAAGAAAGGAAGAAGAGAGGUGAUGGCAUAGUGUAUGCUGAUCUUGACCCAGCAAGUACACAGGGUGGCAUCUUCACCGAAAAUAUUGCAGUCAAUGUCAUUUAUUCUGACAUUCAUAAUUAAAGAGGAAUGAAGUUUUAUAACCUAGAGACAGAACAGAAGUAUUAUUAUGUACAUGCCAUUAUACUUUUUGCUGAAUACUAUGUAGAUUUAAUGUUCUUUUUACAUUAAUUUUUAAAAUACA
Molecule: messenger RNA, 632 nt
Organism: Amphimedon queenslandica
Lineage: Eukaryota; Metazoa; Porifera; Demospongiae; Haplosclerida; Niphatidae
Exons: 4
Coding region: 134-511 (125 amino acids)
Source: RefSeq, a predicted model, not a curated record